AUGGCGAUUUGGAAGAGGGCGGAAGCUAGCAAGGCCAACUGCACUAUUGCCAUUUAUGGGUCUACUGACCAGCUGCAUUCCCAUAAAAAUCCUUUGAAGUCGUGUUGCGCGCCGCCCCGCCUUUCAACAAAACAAACCUUGGACACGAACUCGGCCGCACGGAUGGUUCGAAUUGGUGCAAAGUUUAUCAAAUUAUUCAAAACAUUAUUCAAGAAGAAAAAGGCCUCGGGCAAGCCAAGCUCAAGCACGGGCGCCAUUUCUACGAAACUAGCAUCCAAGUCUGGAGCCACGAACAACGAGUACGUCCCAUAUGCAUACUUUGAUUCAACGCAAUAUUGUCUCGCUGGUGCCGUAAACGAUGCAGUAGCCAUGAGGGGAUACUUGGAGAAAGAGGUACCAAGUUCCCGAAUAUCUUGCCUUUACAAUGAAAAGGCUACGCGCCGUUCUAUCAUCCAUGAACUUGAGCGCCUAAUCGAGGAUGCCACGAUUCAACCUCAAGACCCCAUUCUAAUCUUUUAUGCGGGUCAUGGCGGCGAGAAGGCACCUCCUAGAAACUGGAAUAUCGAAGACUCGCUCGUCCAGAUGAUCAUACCCCAGGAUUAUGAUGGUGACCACAACGUCAUUACGGACCGAGGGAUGGCGGUAUUGCUCGACAAACUCGCUUCAGUCAAAGGAGACAACAUACAGAGUAGUACGAGUGACGACCGGCGCCUCAGGAAUAUGCCAGUCACCAAGCCACUCCCAGACGACGUAGACGAAGACAUUUUCAGGGCCCACUCGCAGGAGGAUAACGGACCCUCUCGACGCUUGGGCAAUGCAUCCCAUGUUCUCCUAGCCGCUUGUGGGCCAAAGCAGCGAGCUUAUGAAGUAGGAGGGAGAGGCGUGUUUACACGAGUGCUACUGGAAACUAUAUCGACUCUAGGCAGAAAAACCUUGACCUAUUCAGACAUCAUUCGGGAACUUCCUCAUUUGGACGAGCAAUCCCCACGGUGUGAAGGAGACAAUCGAGAUCGUUUCCUAUUCGACCCCAGACCUCCCAUUCGAGACCGUUCAUUUGUCGAGGUGCAGUGGGAGGAAGACAAGCUCGUAGUGAAUAUGGGCAUGGCUCAUGGAGUGACCAAGUCCACCGAGUUUGUGCUAUUCCAAGAACCGGACAAGAAUAGUCGUUGUCUUGGGGUGUUGACCGUUCGGAAAGUAGAGACACGCCGCUCCACGCUUGCAGACCCGACUAUGGCAAUCACAUUGCCUGCUUAUGCAACUCAGAGAAAGGUCGUGGAUGUUUAUCUUGCAAAUCAUCCGGAUCUCGCUGCAGUUCGCAAUCUACUAGCACGAGAAAUGGCCGCCGAUAGCUCACAUUUACAGCGGUACUCAUUUGUUUCCAGCAAGGACGCCUCUAUCCGAGUGGAUGUGGAGGGUGGCGAUGUCGUCUUCAGUUACAACCUUGAUGGGAUGGGCUUGGCUCGACUGCCAUAUCGAGUCAACCCGACAGAAAUCAAGACCAUCCAUAGAGCUAUUGACGCAGCCUGUCAUUUCGACAGGUUAUUAAACCUCGCCCCGUCGAACAGUCCACUUGAGACUUUCGUCGAGAUAAGCUUUAUACGUCUAAAGGCCAAUGGCUAUGGGCCGCACAUUCCGGAUGGGGAAUGCUUUUGCAAAGACGGUAGGGUCGAGGUAACUUCUGGAGAUACUCUGUAUGGAAUCAAGAUCACAAACAACUCGAUGCUUAAUCUUUAUCCUCACGUAUUCGUUUUCGAGCGGAGGUACUUAUAUUGGCCUUCGACUGUCGGCCUAAAAGAUGCGGACCCUCCACUCCCCUCUGGUGGCUUCGUCACGAUUGGAUACGGGACCGGAGGUGUAGCACCAUGGAGUCAUGACGUUCCGGAUGAAGCUAUCAGGCAAGAAGGGAAAUCUUCAUGGGAUGCUGUACUGGCUCCAGUGCAACAGUAUCUAUACCCGCACUGGCCAGGAAAAACAAUUUUCGCCACCUCUGACUGGUUGAUCGGGGUCUCUGUUUCGGUAUAUCAUACUGAUCGAGCUCUUAGUCAAACUCCAAGACUCCAUGCACUGUUCAUUGGGAUAGAUCGAUAUCAGCGCGUCCAGGAUCAUCUCGGAGGCGCAGUGAAGGAUGCACAGGAAAUGGAAGCGUAUGUCGUCCAGGAGUUUCUCUCCGCGAAUAUCCACUCUCUUCACAAUGAAGCUGCGACACGUGGUUCGAUUAUUGGGGCAAUUGAGAAGUUGAUCAUCAGUAGCAAAGUCAAACGCAAUCACCCUAUUCUCAUUUUCUAUGCUGGACAUGGUAGUCGAGCGGUACCGCCUAUAGCUUGGGAAAUCUAA
Molecule: messenger RNA, 2334 nt
Organism: Acaulospora colombiana
Lineage: Eukaryota; Fungi; Glomeromycota; Glomeromycetes; Diversisporales; Acaulosporaceae
Source: the annotation of a GenBank genome assembly